AUGCAGCCCUUCUUUGUCAUACCUGCUGCCCUCUUCCUGACUGCUGCCCUGAGCCCAGCAACUGCCACAGCACAGGGUGAAAAUGAUGCCACUGGAGAGGAUGCCUAUCCCCCUCUGUGGGACCAUGCCCCUGCAACCCUGAUGGACUACCCAGUAAAGGACAACAAAAUUGUCAUCAAUGCUUGGAACUAUCUGCAACGGCUGGGAAUGUACAGGAGCUUGCUGAGUGCUUCAGACAGAUACUUUGCAGCCUCUCCAUCCCAAAGCACUGCCAACAUCCUCUGGGGAUUACCACUGCAGCAUGGCUGGCAGUUUCGUACAGGGAGACUGGCAGAUCCUUCCCGUGCAGGCUCCUGUGGCUAUGAAGAUGGAGACCUCCUGUGCAUAUCUGUAAGGAGCUGGUGGUCCAGCAUGAACUACUACCUGGCUGCCAUCCCUUUCCUGGGGGCAGUGGAGGCUGGGCUCUUCGGGCAGCUGCCCCAUGAGGUAGAACUAUUGCCACCAGAGGAGCAAGCAGCUGCUUUCUGCUACAGCGUUGCUGACUGCCGCGCUCGCUUCCCCAAGCUGAUGGAUCACUGGAAAGCCUAUUUUGAAUAUCUGUUAUCUACAGAACACAGAGCCAUGAGCCCUGCAGCCUUCUCCUUCCAGCUGGAUGAUGCCCUGGGUCUCAUGUGGAAGGCACACGUCAGCUCCAUUGCUUAUGCACUGCCCAAGUUCCAGGGCAGCUUGAAGCAUCUCCCUGCUCCAGAAGCAACAUUUGGAGCAGACUGGGCUAAUGCUGUGGAUUUCAUUGCAGCCACACACUUCUCCACAGACUUUGUGAACACAAACAACUUCCAGGCUUACCUGCCCCAGAGGAUGCUGGUGGAAGGGGAUGAUCCCCCAUCCAUCAGUGACUUCAGCCCGCAGCAAAACCAAGUCCUGCUCUCGAUGGGAGCUCUUCACAAGGCAAAUCGGCUCACAGGAGGGCUGCUGCUGAAGCUCUGGCAAAAGGCGAUGUCCACUGAAGCAGGAAGGAAAAUAGGCCGAGAGCUGAUUGCAAACUUGGCCUCUGGCAAGGAGGCUGAGCCAGAGGGGACAGACAGCACACUUGGGAAGCAGUGGAUCUGACAGCCCUGCUCCUGGAGAAGGAAUGGUUGCAACACUGAUUGAUGGCUUCAGCUCCCGGCGCUCGUGGUGCCUGCAAUCUGGCCGCGGUGAUUUCUGGCUGCAGGAUCUCCUCAGGAGCCAUGUGUGUAGCUCUUUCAGUAGCAAUGGCUUUAGCCUUCCUUAUUUUUUCCUAAUCAGCUCGUUUCUUUCACUAAUCUUAUAAAUAAAG
Molecule: messenger RNA, 1318 nt
Organism: Pogoniulus pusillus (Red-fronted tinkerbird)
Lineage: Eukaryota; Metazoa; Chordata; Aves; Piciformes; Lybiidae
Gene: C33H6orf58
Product: chromosome 33 C6orf58 homolog
Exons: 6
Coding region: 1-1110 (369 amino acids)
Source: RefSeq, a predicted model, not a curated record